Messenger RNA from Cucurbita pepo subsp. pepo (vegetable marrow), 1012 nucleotides. NCBI's taxonomy places the organism in Eukaryota, Viridiplantae, Streptophyta, Magnoliopsida, Cucurbitales, Cucurbitaceae. The record is from RefSeq and is a predicted model, not a curated record.
GGUGUAAAUUUAGAGUUCGAUGAGAGCUUCUUCUUCAUAAGCCACUGUGCCUAAUCGCCCAUUUCCUUCCAAUUUUCCGGCGAAAUCUGUCUAUCAUCAACUAAUUCACGGCCACCAAGUGGUAUUCUUCAAUUUGAUAGUCGAGGAUCUUGUAUCAGCUAGGGUUAUCCAUGGCUUCCGCAAUUCUGAAGCGUGUCAACGCCUCCGCAAUGAGCUCGCUGGUUGAAUCUAUGCGAAUCCGAGCUUCAUCACGAGCCUUUGCGGCGGUGGCGGUCGGGACUGAUAUCGUAUCCGCCGCACCGGAUGCUGCUCUCCAGAAGGCUCGGAGCUGGGACGAAGGUGUCUCCUCCAAGUUCUCAACGACUCCGCUUAAAGACAUUUUCAAGGGCAAGAAGGUCGUCAUCUUUGGGCUUCCUGGUGCAUAUACAGGAGUUUGUUCCCAGCAGCACGUUCCUAGCUACAAGAAUAAAAUGGAUGAGUUCAAGGCUAAGGGAAUUGAUUCUGUUAUUUGCGUGUCUGUAAAUGACCCAUAUACUCUCAAUGGCUGGGCUGAGAAACUUGAAGCGAAAGAUGCUAUACAAUUUUACGGUGACUUCGAUGGGAGCUUUCACAAGAGCCUGGAACUGGAUAAAGAUCUUUCUGUUGCUUUGCUCGGCCCUCGUUCUCAAAGAUGGUCAGCCUAUGUUGUAGAUGGGACGGUUAAGGCUCUUAACAUAGAGGAAGCUCCAUCUGACUUUAAGGUUACCGGGGCAGAGGUCAUUUUGGAUCAAAUUUAGAGUCAGUUUCAUGGAACCAGCACAAUCUCUUGGAUUCCAAAUAAGAUCAUGCCUGUACAUGAGUAAUGUAUCCCAGAGGCUUUCUUUUUUUGGUUGGUUUUCUUAAGUUAAUCCCAGGUGAUGAUAGCUUGGACGCUUGGAUUUCAGUAAUUGUUCUUCGUAUAUAAAAUGUUUUUGACUUGGAUUCAGAAACUGGCGAAUAUGGAAAUGAGAAUUCUCCCUUCCUUAGUUUUCUA